AUGUCCAGCCCCCCGCUGUCCAAGAAGCGCCGCAUCUCCGGGUCUGAGCCACCGUCGGGCUCCAGCCGUGCCCCUGUCCCCAGCCUCUCCUCCAGCGCCACCCCCACCAACGGCAUGGCGAAGAAUGGGGGCGAAGCCGAGAUCGAUGAGGGGCUCUACUCCCGCCAGCUGUACGUGCUGGGCCACGAGGCCAUGAAGCGGAUGCAGACGUCCAAUGUCCUGGUCUCAGGGCUCAGGGGCCUCGGGGUGGAAGUGGCCAAAAACCUGGUGCUGGGGGGGGUCAAAUCCGUCACCCUCCACGACCCCCACCCCGCGGCAUGGCCUGACCUGGCCUCCCAGUUCUACCUGCGGGAGGAGGAUGUGGGGCAGAACCGGGCGGAGGCGACACUGCCGCGCUUGGCGGAGCUCAACUCCUACGUGGCCGUGAGCAGCAGCCGUGAGCCCCUGAGCCAGGAGCUGCUUGCGCCCUUCCAGGUCGUGGUUUUGACCAACUCAACCCUGGAGGAGCAGCUUUGGGUCGGGGACUUCUGCCACAGCCACGGCAUCAAACUGGUGGUGGCCGAUACCCGUGGGCUCUUUGGCCAGCUCUUCUGUGACUUUGGGGACGACAUGGUGGUGACAGACACCAACGGCGAGCAGCCCCUCAGCGCCAUGGUUUCCAUGGUGACCAAGGGAUGCCCAGGGGAGGUGACGUGUCUGGAUGAGGCCCGGCAUGGCUUCGAGACCGGCGACUUCGUCACCUUCACCGAGGUGGAAGGGAUGGAGCAGCUCAACUCCUGCGGCCCUGUUGAGAUCCGCGUCCUCGGGCCCUACACCUUCAGCAUCGGGGACACGAGCGAGUUCGGGGACUACGUGAGGGGGGGCAUUGUCACCCAGGUCAAGAUGCCCAAACACAUCCGCUUCAAGCGGCUGCGGGAGUCGCUGGUGGAACCGGAGCUGAUGGUCACCGACUUUGCCAAGGCCGAGAGGCCCCCGAUGCUGCACUGGGGCUGGCAGGGCCUGCACCGCUUCAUAGCCCAGCGCGGGCACGCGCCACGGCCACGGCACCAGGGCGACGCAGCCGAGAUGGUGGCCUUGACCCGGGCCCUGGCCCCAGGAGUGGAACUGGAUGAGAAGCUCCUGCAGGAAUUGGCUUUCCAGGCCACCGGAGACCUGGCCCCGCUCAACGCCUUCAUCGGGGGCUUGGCAGCACAGGAGGUCAUGAAGGCGGUGUCCGGGAAGUUCACCCCCAUCACCCAAUGGCUCUACUUUGAUGCCCUGGAAUGUCUGCCUGAGGAGAACAAAGAGACGGUUCUGACUGAAGAGCAGUGUCGCCCGCGCAACAGCCGCUACGACGGGCAGAUCGCGGUGUUCGGGGCCGACCUGCAGGCCAAGCUGGGAGCCCAGAAGUACUUUGUGGUGGGUGCAGGAGCCAUCGGUUGUGAGCUGCUGAAGAACUUUGCCAUGAUGGGGCUGGGCUGUGGCCCCGAGGGCUCCAUCACUGUCACCGACAUGGACACCAUUGAGAAGUCCAACCUCAACCGCCAGUUCCUCUUCCGGCCUUGGGAUGUCACGAAGCUGAAGUCGGAGCGGGCGGCGGCGGCCGUGCGGGCCAUGAACCCUUCGCUGCGCAUCACGAGCCGCCCCGAGCGCGUCGGCCCCGAGACCGAGCGCGUCUACGACGACGACUUCUUCGAGGGCCUCGAUGGUGUCGCCAACGCCCUCGACAACGUCGAUGCCCGGCUCUAUAUGGACCGGCGCUGUGUGUACUACCGGAAGCCACUGCUGGAGUCAGGCACGUUGGGCACAAAGGGGAACGUGCAGGUGGUGAUCCCCUUCCUGAGCGAGUCCUACAGCUCCAGCCAGGACCCCCCCGAGAAGGCCAUCCCCAUCUGCACCCUCAAGAACUUCCCCAACGCCAUCGAGCACACGCUGCAGUGGGCACGGGAUGAGUUCGAGGGCCUCUUCAAGCAGCCAGCAGAGAACGUCAACCAGUACCUGAUGGACCCACGGUUCCUGGAGCGGACGCUGCGCCUGGCAGGGACGCAGCCGCUGGAGGUGCUGGAGGCAGUGGAGCGGAGCCUGGUGACGGAGCGGCCCCGGGACUGGCCCGACUGUGUGGCCUGGGCCUGCCGGCACUGGCACCGCCAGUACAGCAACAACAUCCGGCAGCUGCUGCACAACUUCCCCCCGGAACAGACAACAAACUCGGGGACCCUCUUCUGGUCGGGACCCAAGCGCUGCCCCCACCCAUUGGUCUUUGACCCCGACAACCCCCUGCACCUGGACUAUGUGCUGGCAGCCGCCAACCUCUUUGCCCAGAGCUAUGGGCUGGAGGGCUCCCGGGACCGCGCGGCCGUGGCUGAGCUCGUGCGCCACGUGCGGGUGCCCCCGUUCACCCCCAAGGCUGGUGUCCGCAUCCACGUGUCCGACCAGGAGCUGCAGAGCGCGGCCACCGCCAUGGAUGAUGGGCGCCUGGAGGAGCUGAAGGCAUCGCUGCCCAGCCCCGAGGAGCUGCGUGGGUUCCGCAUGUACCCCAUUGACUUCGAGAAGGACGAUGACACCAACUUCCACAUGGAUUUCAUUGUCGCUGCUUCCAACCUGCGAGCUGAGAACUAUGACAUCCCCCCGGCCGACCGCCACAAGAGCAAGCUGAUCGCGGGCAAGAUCAUCCCGGCCAUCGCCACGACGACGGCAGCGGUUGUGGGUCUGGGCUGCCUGGAGCUGCUCAAGGUGGUGCAGGGGCACCGCAGGCUCAGCUCCUACAAGAACGGGUUCCUCAACCUGGCCCUGCCCUUCCUGGGCUUCUCCGAGCCCAUCGCCUGCCCCCGCAACAAGUACUAUGAGGUGGAGUGGACGCUUUGGGACCGCUUCGAGGUGCAGGGGCUGCAGCCCGAUGGGCAGGAGAUGACCCUGCGCCAGUUCCUCGCCUACUUCAAGCGGGAGCAUCGCUUGGAGAUCACGAUGCUGUCACAGGGGGUCUCCAUGCUCUACUCCUUCUUCAUGCCCCCAGCCAAGCUGCGCGAGCGCCACGACCAACCGAUGACGGAGAUCGUGGCGCGGGUCUCCAAGAAGAGGCUCGGCCGCCAUGUCAAGGCCUUGGUCUUCGAGCUCUGCUGCAACGACGACACCGAAGCCGACAUCGAGGUGCCCUACGUGCGGUACAGCAUCCGCUAAGCCACGCCCCCAGGGCGGGGCCUCCGAUGGACACGCCCCCUCCUCUAAGCCCCGCCCCCCUGUGGCCCCACCCUCUCCCUUUAAGCCCUGGUUCUCUGUUCACACACAUCCCCUGCCCCCCA
Messenger RNA from Melopsittacus undulatus (budgerigar), 3278 nucleotides. Its product is annotated as ubiquitin-like modifier-activating enzyme 1. Gene Ontology annotation, biological process: ubiquitin-dependent protein catabolic process; DNA damage response; protein ubiquitination. Gene Ontology annotation, molecular function: ubiquitin activating enzyme activity. Gene Ontology annotation, cellular component: nucleus; cytoplasm. The record is from RefSeq and is a predicted model, not a curated record. Lineage: Eukaryota; Metazoa; Chordata; Aves; Psittaciformes; Psittaculidae.